AUGCUCCUGCUGCUGCUGCUGCUGCUGCUGCUGCUGCUGCUGCUGCUGCUGUUGGUGCCGGGCGCCGUCCGCCGCCGAGUCAACAGUCUUGCUCGCGUCGGCGCGAUGAUGCCGCUGCAGCUGCUGCGGGGCAUCGGGCCUGCCAGACCGCAGUCGCUGCACCGCUGUGUCGCGGUUGUGGCCACGGUCAAUCGACCUGUGGCGCUGGGUGUUGGUCGCGGCCUUGAACAGCGGCAGCAUGCCCAUGCCUCGCCCCGAUGGGCCGCUGCAGGUUCGUCCGCGGCCCCUGCCAAGAAGGGGCACGUGACCCAGUAUUACGAGGACCGCAUUGCCCAGGGCGAGCUCGAGGCCAAUGCGCUGCAGUUUGACCUUUGCGACCACUUGGACACCCUCUACCGACAAAUGCACACCUACAAACCCCCGGCCACCUCUUGGCUAGGCAAGCUGCUCGGCGGCCGGCCCGACCCAGCCUCUGCCGUUCGCGGCCUCUACAUUUGGGGCACGGUUGGUUCGGGCAAAACCAUGCUCAUGGACGCCUUUUUUGACCUGGUGCCCUACGAGCGUAAGCGCCGUGUUCACUUUCACAAGUUUAUGCUCGAUGUCCACAAACGCAUCCACGCCCAAAAAAUGGCCAACGUAGCCGACCCCAUCCCCCCCGUCGCCGUUGACCUCAUGCGCGAAGCCCCCCUCCUCUGUUUCGAUGAGUUUCAAGUCACCGACGUCGCCGACGCCAUGAUCCUCAAGCGACUCUUUGCUGAAAUGUUCCAGCGUGGUCUCGUCAUGAUCGCCACCUCCAACCGGCCCCCCGAAGACCUUUACAAGGGCGGCCUCCAGCGGAGCCAAUUCCUCCCCUUCAUCCCCCUGCUCAAGGCCCACACCACCGAAGUUCGCCUCUCCGCCGAAAAGGACUACCGCAUGCAGGGCCUCAUGAACAAACUCCAACAACAGUGCUUCUUCCAUCCCCUCUCCGACUACCAAAACGCCGAAAUGGAGCGCCUCUGGCAAGAGGUGUGCGCCGAAGAAGGCGCCCCCAUCCAGGCAACCUCGCUUCAAUUACAGGGCCGACAGCUCCGAGUGCCCCGAGCCUGUGGCCAAGUCGCUCACUUUUCCUUUCACGACCUAUGCGAACAACCCGUCGCUGCCGCCGACUACCUCCGCAUCACAGAAACCUUUCACACUGUCUUUCUCACCGGAGUGCCACGCCUCACCCGGAGCGAUCGCGAUGCUGCCCGCCGCUUCAUUACGUUGGUAGACUGUCUGUACGACAACGCCGUGAAGCUGGUGUUUAGCGCCGCCGACGAGCCCCAAAACCUUUUUGCCCCCGAACCCCGCACCGGUCUUUCCGACAGCGAGCGAGCUCUCAUGGACGAUUUGAAGCUGGACAUGAGCCACGUCGAUGAUGCUUCCAUCUUCACUGGAGAGGACGAAAAGUUCGCUUGGGCUCGCUUGGUAUCCCGUCUCAACGAGAUGCAGUGCGCUGAAUAUUGGACAAUGUGUCACAAGUUUUGGAAGCCUCAACAACAAUAA
Monosiga brevicollis MX1 is the source of this 1527-nucleotide messenger RNA. RefSeq lists its product as uncharacterized. The coding region runs from base 1 to 1527 and encodes 508 amino acids. The record is from RefSeq and is a predicted model, not a curated record. The transcript is spliced from 4 exons. Gene Ontology annotation, molecular function: ATP binding; ATP hydrolysis activity. Gene Ontology annotation, cellular component: cytoplasm; mitochondrion. NCBI's taxonomy places the organism in Eukaryota, Choanoflagellata, Craspedida, Salpingoecidae.